Messenger RNA from Chlamydomonas reinhardtii, 2854 nucleotides. RefSeq lists its product as uncharacterized. NCBI's taxonomy places the organism in Eukaryota, Viridiplantae, Chlorophyta, Chlorophyceae, Chlamydomonadales, Chlamydomonadaceae. The record is from RefSeq and is a predicted model, not a curated record. The transcript has 17 exons. The coding region runs from base 669 to 2036 and encodes 455 amino acids. Gene Ontology annotation, molecular function: hydrolase activity, acting on carbon-nitrogen (but not peptide) bonds, in linear amides.
ACCAAAAUGAACAUGCGCCAUGCUAGCGCGUGCACCUGGGCUUGUCUCUAGUUGCGGGGGUCGCGGGGAGCACCGAUCACGGCUCAGAAUUAUCAGAAAUUAGAGUCGUGUGCGCGGCUGCGCGCCCUCGCUCGCGUGCCAACCGCCCGCGGCAGUUGCAGGGAAUAAGUCCUGCAUGACACAAAGCCGUAAUUGGAGACCUUUCGUAGCUGGACACAAGGUACAUUAUCAUCCAUGCCUAUGACCAGAACAUUAACUAACACGCGCGCCCGGCGAAGAGCGCGACCGCUGGUAUUCGCAGGCUAGGGUUCUGCCUUCAACAGGUGGUCCCCACAGCCCAUGAAUCAGCUGAUAUGUUGCACGCAUACAUAACGAAUAUGUACUGCGCACUAAUCUAGGCGGCGCUGAACGUUUGGAGAAUGGCAUGCAAAAGUGCAGCGCACCUGCAAUUGCAAAGGGCGCAUUAGAUGGCGGUAGUUGCACUUGUGAUAACGCAUAGACAUUCUACAUCAGGUUACUUCUGCACUUUAAAAGCGAGCUAACCGCGUCCACGUGCGCGUGCCUCUGGUUAGCCCCAACCUGCUCGCGGCGCUCCUCGCUCGCUCGGGCUCACGCUAUACUCAACCUCACCUUCCUAAAACCCGCGCCCAUACUGCAAGCUCGGCACCAUGCCGCCUCGCACGCCCAUCCCCGUCGUCAAGAUGGACCCCAAGAAGGCUCCUUGGGAGCAGGAAAAGAAGCCUCACAACCGCUGGCACCCCGACAUUCCCCCGGUGGCCGAGGUCAAGACCGGUGAUCUGUUCCGCGUGGAGACCAUCGACUGGACCGGCGGCCAGAUCAAGGAUGACGAUAGCGCGGACGACAUCAAGCACGUGGACCUGAGCUGCUGCCACUACCUGUCCGGACCCAUCCGCAUCACCGACGAGAAGGGCGAGCCCGCCCGCCCCGGCGACCUGCUGGUAGUGGAGCUGUGCAACCUGGGCCCCCUGCCCGGAGACGAGUGGGGAUACACGGGCACGUUUGACCGCGACAACGGCGGCGGUUUCCUGACCGACCACUUCCCCGAGGCAACCAAGGCCAUCUGGUAUUUCGACGGCAUCUACGCCUCCUCGCGCCACAUCCCCGGCGUGCGCUUCGCGGGCCUCAUCCACCCCGGCCUCAUCGGCACCGCGCCCAGUCACGAGCUGCUGAAGAUCUGGAACGAGCGCGAGGGGGCUCUGGUGGAGGCGGGCGAGAACAGCACCACCCUGGGCGGCGUGCUGCACACCCGGCCGCUGGCGCUGCUGCCGGAGCCCAAGGGCGCGCUGCUGGGUGACAUCCCCGCCGACUCCCCGCAGUGGUCCAAGGUGGCGGGUGAGGCGGCGCGCACCAUCCCCGGCCGCGAGAACGGCGGCAACUGCGACAUCAAGAACCUCAGCCGCGGAUGCAAGGUGUAUUUCCCCGUCUUCGUGGAGGGUGCCAACCUGUCCAUGGGUGACAUGCACUUUAGCCAGGGAGAUGGCGAGGUCUCAUUCUGCGGCGCCAUCGAGAUGAGCGGGUUCCUCGAGAUCAAGACCGAGAUCAUCCGUGGCGGCAUGGAGCAGUACCUCACGCCCAUGGGCCCCACCAAGCUUCACGUGCACCCCAUCUUUGAGAUCGGGCCCCUGGAGCCGCGCUACAGCGAGUGGCUGGUGUUCGAGGGCAUCAGCGUGGACGAGUCCGGCAAGCAGCACUACCUGGACGCGACUGUGGCCUACAAGCGCGCUGUGCUCAACUGCAUCGACUACCUGUCCAAGUUCGGUUACACCAAGCAACAGGUGUACCUGCUGCUGUCGUGCUGCCCCUGCGAGGGCCGUAUCAGCGGCAUCGUGGACGUGCCCAACGCAGUGGCCACACUCGCCAUCCCCAUCGCCAUCUUCGACCAGGACAUCCGGCCCAAGGCUGGCGGCCCCCCCGUAGGCCCGCGCCUCGUUACCCGUGGCGAUGUGGCCAAGAGCAAGUACGACGGCAGCAAGCCGCUCACCAUCAACCCCUGCAUGUGCGGCGGCGGCCACUAGUAAUGCAUGCGUAUGUGAAGAUCAGGCGUGUCCGUUUGGCAAGCACGCCCUGGACACGCGAGCAAGGGAGGUUGGGGUGGUUGAGCGAGCGAGUUGCAUUAGUCCUGAUGAUGCCUGGCACCAGGGGAGGCACCUUCCUAGCACUAACCCAGAUGGCGCGCGUAGCGCGCGGCGCCGGUGGCCCGGUGCCUUGGUGGUGGGCGGCUGCAGCAGGUGCCAUCAGUUGGCCGCUGUAAACCGGUGUGUUGAUUGUGACGUGUAGGCAGAAUGGCCGUGAACGGUAGGUCUUACCGUAUAAUAGUGUACGUAUGCUACGGGCAGGUUGGAGGAGGGGUGGCCCCUUGCUUAAUGGGAGGCACGUACACGCCUUCACGGCACGCACACUUUUCUCUCUAAUGACGUGCAGGAUGUUGCUUCCUUUCCUCUUCGCUUGGAUCAUGCAAAAAAUAGAUAAACCUUCAUCCUGGGACAGCUCCGACUAACCCCCAACUAACUCCUGUACGGCACCCCAACCCCCCUCAGCCGUACAGGAGGUAGCGUGGCAGUCGGCAGCUGCGCGAGUGUGAGCAGGUAGUUGUACGGCGGCCCGGCUCGGAAGCUGCCUGGCUGUAGUGACGCACACGGGUUGUUGGCGGUUGUCGGCAGGCGCGCGAGUGGGAGCGGGCAGUUGAGCGCACACGCGUGUGGGAAGCUGCGUCUGAGCACGGUGGAGCACGGCGGAGGCUGGCGGUUGGCGCGUCGCGUGAGUGGGAGUGAAUAGUCGUGCGCACGCCGUCUGGGAAGCUGCGUGUGUGGGCUGCGUGUAAGCUCAGAGAGAC